Insectozyma verbasci is the source of this 471-nucleotide messenger RNA. The record is from the annotation of a GenBank genome assembly. NCBI's taxonomy places the organism in Eukaryota, Fungi, Ascomycota, Pichiomycetes, Serinales, Debaryomycetaceae.
AUGACUACAAGACAACAAGAAUUAGAUUUGAAAAUUGUUAAUGCUCCAAAUAAAACUCAAUAUAGAGUUUUAUCAGCAGUUACAAAAGUUCCUAAGGGUAAAGUUACUACUUAUGGUCAUAUUGCCGAAUUAAUUGGUAAACCAAGAUCUUAUUCAAGAGUAGUUGGUCAAAAUUUGAAACAUUGUAAAUUAAUAAUAAAACAAUUGAAUGAAACAUUGGAUGAUGAAUCAAAAAAAAUUGAUCAAAAUUCAUUUCCCUGGUGGAGAAUUUUAUCACAAGGUGGUAGUUUAGCAAAACGUGGAAAUAGUGGAGAAGCAAAACAAAAGACAAAAUUAGAAGAAGAAGGUUUGGAGUUUGUUGGUUCUGGUAAUAAAAAACAUAUUGAUAUGAAAGAAUAUGGUUGGUUCCCAAGUAAAGUUGAAUAUAAAGAUGUUAAAGAUGAAGAAGUUGAUUUUGAUAAAGAAGAAUAA